AUGGGUCCCGAUUCCCAAGCUCAACCUCAAGCUCAGGGUUCGUCGCAAUCGCAACCGCAACCCGCUCUUCCAGCGAGAUCAACGAACAGACCCGUGCCGGCCUUCUUUUCCGCUUCACAUCUCGGGAUAGGAGGUGGAGGCGCCAGUGGGAGCGGGAAUGCCAGCGCAAGUGGGAGCGGGAGUGGGAGUGGGGUAGGAGGUAGCGGAGGAGGUUGGUUAGGAAGUGGGAUAGGGGGGAGUAGUAAGGUAGAGCGGGCCGAAGCCAAGUACGACGUUACGGUGGACUAUCCGAAUCUGGAAUUGCAUAGUGCGGCUGCCAGUGGGGACGUGGGGCUGGUCAGGUACGCCCUGACCCACGGUCAGCCCGUUAAUUCGCUCUUGCACGGUGUCUUGCCGCUCCACGCUGCCUGUUCCUCCGGAUCUGAACAGAUCGUACGGAUGCUCAUCGAUCGAGGGGCAGACGUUAACGCUCCGAGAUUACCGAGACGAUAUGCAGAGAGCCUGCAUGCCGCACAGAAACAGAUGCAGAAGGAGAGAGAAGCCAAUGCAGGCGAGUCGUCGAUCAUGGCGGCCUCGUCGUCGACGUCGUUAGCAGAUCGGGCGAGACAUACUCUACAUCUAGGGGGAGGUUCCGGAUCGAGAACGAAUUCGACGGCAUCUUCUUCAAACUUGUUGACGCGGAUGACACGUCGCCCGGCUCCGCUGGCGAUCGUCGGACAGGCAGGGUCGACCCCGUUGCAUUUUGCCGCUGCUAAUGGGCACGUCCCGAUCGUCCGGAUCUUGUUGGCUUGUGGGGCUAUACAUGACAAGGCGGACAAGCACGGGCAUACACCAAAGAUGUUGGCCGAGGCGAAUGAACACGAAGAGGUCGUCGAAACGCUGAAAGCUUGGGAAGGCUUGGUCGAGCGGGAGAGGGAAAAAAUGAGGGCCAAAGUAGAAGAGCAGAAGCAGGAAGAAGUGCCUGUGCAGGACUCAAUGGAACAAGACACACCAAAUACGCCCUCUUCAUCACGCUGGUCGAAAAAGGAUCGGGCGACCUCACAUGGUUCGGGAGAAACUGCACAAAAGGCCCAUCUACGGCAUAGUCUAGAGAACAUGUUUCAAUCCAAGCGUCGUAAUAGCUUGCGAGCGCGUAAGAGCGCGUUGCAGAUGACGGCGGGCGAUUCGGCCGUGGAUCCGGUCUCGGCACCACCUUCUGACGACGGAAACGGUGAUACGGUCGAGCCGAACUUGUCGCCCAUCGACAAUCGCCGUUCGCUCGAUGCUGGCCCCACUGCGCCUUCUUCUCGACGUCCCUCGCUGCCGUCCAUCUUCGAGAAGGCAGGCAAGGGGCACCUCGGGUUCAGGCGGUCGAGUCUGCGAAGACAGUCGCAGGCAGCAUCGACGGAAGCUCCGGUUGCAGCACCGCCAUCGUCUUCACGGCCCGAAUCAUUCUCGUCAGACUUGCCCGCCGAGCUCCUCAACUUCCGAGGCCGCCUCAUGUCUCGCAGCUCGGAUUUUUCCGAAGCUCAAGAUUCAAAUUCGUCUAUACACUCGACCGCCCGGCACAUGUCCAGAGCGGCCUUGUUGACGUUGUUUCGGAAGGAUCCCUACGGCACGCCGCCAAGUCCGUCUCCCAGUCCACCUAGAUCGGCGCCUACACCGCUACCAGAAGACAUCGACGAAAGCAUCGAGCGCAUCAAGAGGGUUAGCAUGGAUGGGGCGAGAUCGAGCACUGGUUCGGUAGUGACCAGACCGUCGUCGAUCGAACCGGGUCAUACUGGGCGAAAGCGGAGCGCAUCACAAGUUACAUUUUCGGACUCGGUGCAUUCGGUAGGCACGACGUCGAGUGGUUAUCCGUGGUCAGGUCCCACCCCGCUAUCGGCUCCGCCUACGACUACGACUUUCGAUACAGCCGCGCGGAGUGAUGAGGAAGAGGAGGUAGCUGAGCCAGACGAACAACUUCGACCGACCGCCACUCGGCGCCGUUCGCGAUCCAACCCCAGCGACGACCUGCGUCCGGCUCCCUUGUCGCGUUCGGGAAGCGAAGUCUUCGUGCCUAGUCCCUUGGGCCAGGACUGGAGCAAAGGGGAGCCGGCACCCAAGUCAAUCCUGCGCAAGCGCACGAACUCGCCGGGCAGACUGACGAUGCGAUCGCUUCCCUCGACCCCCAUAUCGAAGGGAAAGAAGCGAUCGGCAACCAUGCCCGAGAGCAUCCCGUAUGCCCUGAUGGACGGACUCAAGGACGUCGAAAGACAGAGACAUAACCAGGACAAUGAACCGAGUCCCGAUCAAGAUAAACACCAAGGGGAAAAGCAAGACCAGGUUGGAGAGAGCAUUUGGGACCGAGCGGCCGCGCGACAAUACCGCAAGAGCAAGAGCAGGAAUGGGAGCUUCAAUUCAGUGUCAUCCUUGUCAGUGCAUCCGGUACCACCGUCUCCUACAGCCUCCUCCGAGGCGGUAACGCAGACCGCGAGCAGGCUCUAUUCAAAACGCCUCCCCGGAACACGUGCUCGAAAUCGAUCCGUCUCGUCCGUCUCGACCACGGCUUCAGGCAUGAACUUUAGUACCUCUACAUACGACACCAACUUCACACCAUUUACGCCAAUCUCCCAGACCGCCACCUUUGAUCAGUCAGAUCUUGAUCCAGCUGCAAUUCAUGUCAAGAAGGGAAUGGCGCGUCGGCUGAGUAAGCGCAAGGAAAAGGAACCGGCUUUGCUGUACGAUGUGCCCGUUCCCGCACCAAAGGGCAAGGGGGCUGUGACAGACCCUGAAAAGGUGGCAGCAGAUCGCGUUCGACACGCCGAACAGGACAUCUUGCAGUCCAUCGCGAUCGGAUCGUCCUCGUCAUUGGCAGAGCAGUUAGCGGCCUAUGGCGAUAGUCUGUUGUUACAAAAGCAAUCAUCUCGCUCAAACGACUCGAGCGAAGGAACAUCACUUGUGGCAGCCGCGUCGAGCGACAAAGUUUCGAGAUCCUACGCAGCGCCAUCUGCGGUGACUUUGGCCAAAGCUUCAGGAUCUGUUCGUCCUCGAAUCAUCAAAACCGACUCGAGCGACAGCAACGCCACGCUCAAGACGCAAGAUAGUCGGCCACAGCGUGCCGUCGCCCCCACCAUCCCGACCGAACCAUUGCCCUCGUCAAACACAGCUCCAGCCAUCACAAUAGCGCAUGCGCCCUCGAGCUCAAUACCGGCCAUCAACCGCAUAUACGAGGAUCGGGCGGCGGCGUAUCGCAAAAAGGGCCUGGCGCUAAAACAAAAGGCGCCCAUAUAUUCUGCUGGAAAGGCUUCUAGUAAGACACCUGUCGAUAUCAAUGAUCACUGGUUGAUGGCAGGGGCCGCUCGACGUAGCUCUUCGGGAACUGUCUCGCCUGCUGCGGGCGAUCACAGCGAUCCGACCCCGGCGAGACGUCGUCCGCGUGUCAGUGACGAGGAUUCGGGCGAUCACGACCAACCUAGAUCAAGAUCGACCUCAGGAGGUUCGAUCGGUACUGCUUCGCCCAUCAUCGCAACUGCCUCAAGUCCCCACACAAUGCGACAACGUUGGGGCGAUCUGAAUUUCAAGAGCGCUACCAAGAAUUUCAUCGGCAAACAUAGGGCAUAA
Filobasidium floriforme is the source of this 3582-nucleotide messenger RNA. RefSeq lists its product as uncharacterized. Gene Ontology annotation, molecular function: protein binding; RNA binding; RNA nuclease activity. Gene Ontology annotation, biological process: RNA processing. The coding region runs from base 1 to 3582 and encodes 1193 amino acids. Lineage: Eukaryota; Fungi; Basidiomycota; Tremellomycetes; Filobasidiales; Filobasidiaceae. The record is from RefSeq and is a predicted model, not a curated record. The transcript is spliced from 3 exons.